Molecule: messenger RNA, 1357 nt
Organism: Oryza brachyantha (malo sina)
Lineage: Eukaryota; Viridiplantae; Streptophyta; Magnoliopsida; Poales; Poaceae
Product: D-amino-acid transaminase, chloroplastic
Exons: 5
Coding region: 16-1224 (402 amino acids)
Biological process (GO): carboxylic acid metabolic process
Molecular function (GO): catalytic activity
Source: RefSeq, a predicted model, not a curated record
ACUUGACUGCCACCGAUGCUAACGUUAUCAUUCACUUACACUUGUCCUCCUCCGAUGGCCGCUCUCUCGGCCUCACCUCCUACCGCCGGCGUCUCACCGUCGCCCCGUCCUUCCCUCGUCGCGCACAAGAACUCCGUCACGUGGAGCGCAGCCGCCGGGUUCCCUCCAUGGAGGGCGAGGGCGGCGGUGAUCACUGCCGCCACGAGCUCGAAUUGGACCGCACCUGCCGAGACCAUUGUCACCGAAAAUGAUGUCCCACUCUUGUCCUUUGCUGAGGUUGCAGAAAGGCUUGAUGAAUACCAUGCCUCUGGAGCCAGAAAUCAAAAUUACAUGGCCAUGUAUUCCAGUAUUUUUGGUGGAAUUACCACAGAUCCUUCUGCAAUGGUGAUACCAAUUGAUGAUCACAUGGUUCAUAGAGGACAUGGUGUUUUUGAUACUGCAGCUAUUAUGGAUGGGCACCUCUAUGAAUUAGAACAGCACCUUGACCGCAUCCUGAAGUCUGCGUCGAUGGCCAAAAUCGCGCUGCCCUUUGAUCGUUCAACAAUUCGGAGCAUACUCAUCCAAACCGUGAGUGCAUCAAAAUGCACCCAAGGAUCGCUCAGGUACUGGCUAUCUGCUGGACCAGGAGACUUCCAGCUAUCUUCAUCUGGUUGUGCAAACUCUGCUCUCUAUGCAAUUGUCAUUCAGAGUCCAUCCUUGCCAGCACCAGCAGGCUGCAAGGUGAUCACCUCAUCGAUACCGAUCAAGUCUCCGCAGUUUGCAGUCAUGAAAAGUGUAAACUACAUGCCCAAUGCACUCACCAAGGUGGAAGGUGAAGAAAAUGGUGGGUUCACUGGCAUCUGGCUGGAUGACGAGGGUUUUGUCGCCGAGGGUUCCAACAUGAACGUUGGCUUUGUGACAAGGAGCAGGGAGCUCCUGAUGCCCCGUUUCGACAAGAUCCUUAGCGGGUGCACCGCGAAACGGGUUCUGGCCCUUGCUGAGCAGCUAGUGGCAGAUGGAAUGCUCAGUGGGAUCACUUCGAGGAAUGUGAGUGUCCAGGAAGGGAAGGCUGCCGAUGAAAUGAUGCUCAUUGGUAGUGGUAUUCUUGUCAAGCCUGUUGUUCAGUGGGAUGAUCAGAUGAUUGGCUCAGGGAAAGAAGGCCCAAUUGCUCAAACGCUCUUCAACCUCAUUCUUGAGGACAUGAGAUCUGGUCCACCUUCGGUUCGAAUCCCUGUCUCUUACUGAAACCGCUCAUAUAUCACAGAUCCUUACACGGCUAUGCGAUAAAUAACAGGACAUGUAUGAUAAGGAUCUCUUCUUUGAAUAAUUAUGAGAAUCCUAAAACUCAGUCGCAUAAAUCUAUAUGAUGCCUUCAAUA